AUGCCCAAGAGAAAGGCUGAAGGCAAUGUUAAGGGAGAUAAAGCCAAGGUGAAGGACAAGCCACAGAAGAGAUCUGCAAAGUUAUCUGCUAAACUUGGUCCUUCAAAGCCAAAGCCCAAGCUUAAAAAGGCAAAGAAGGGAGAAAAUGUACCCAAAGGGGAAAAGAGAAAGGCUGAUACUGGCAAGGACAGGAAUAACCCUGCAGAAAAUGGAGAUGCCAAGACAGACCAGGCACAGAAAGCUGAAGGUGCUGGAGAUGCCAAGUGA
Molecule: messenger RNA, 267 nt
Organism: Elephantulus edwardii (Cape elephant shrew)
Lineage: Eukaryota; Metazoa; Chordata; Mammalia; Macroscelidea; Macroscelididae
Product: non-histone chromosomal protein HMG-17-like
Exons: 1
Coding region: 1-267 (88 amino acids)
Biological process (GO): chromatin organization
Cellular component (GO): chromatin; nucleus
Molecular function (GO): nucleosomal DNA binding
Source: RefSeq, a predicted model, not a curated record